CACCUUGAAGCCUAUCCUUAUGACUUCCACCACGAAGAAAGAGAACAAUGGCAAGGGCGGCGGGAGUGGUGACGCUCUUCGACCAGGAAUUUACGAAGGGUGGUGCGACUGUCAUGUAUCUGUGAAGACGAUUUUGACAUCUGCGAACCAAAUCGGACACACCAUUAUGCCUUUCGAAUCCCUCAGCUGUAGACCUUCACAUAAAUCCACCAUUCUACGGUGAUUGCGAUUUUUUUGAAGUCGAUGGCGUGGGAAAAUAUUACUCUGUAUGUCUCCUAGCUACUUUCUCUUCAACAACUUUCGUACCCGCUGCUCAGCACUCAAGUACUCAGUACUCAGUACUCAGUGGUCAUGCAACAGUAUAUAUGCUCCGACACUUCUGAAUAGGAACCCUGACGCAAUGUUCAAAUCCGAGUCAUAAUGCUAUAUUUAUCAGUUAUCGCGUCCACUGCUUCGUACCAUCACUUCUAUACUACUCGUGAUGACGGAAAUUCCAUUCAGGAUCUGUAUCCCGGACGAAAAACUCGAGAUGCUUGGCAAGAAGCUCGAACUCACCUCAUUGCCCGACGAACUUGAGGAUUCAGGGUGGAAGUAUGGCGUGCCACUUGACGACAUCAAGCGAUUAGUAGCCAGGUGGAAGGAUGGCUUCGACUGGAGGGCCCAGGAAGCUAUCCUGAACGAUGAACUAUCCCAGUUCACUCGGGAUAUCGAGGUAGAAGGACAUGGCACGCUGAACAUACACUAUGUUCAUCAGAAGAGCCAAGUCGUCGACGCAAUUCCCUUGUUAUUCAUACACGGAUGGCCAGGAAGCUUCAUUGAAGUACGAAAAAUACUUCCAUUGUUAACGGCGUCAUCGCCGGACUAUCCUAGCUUCCAUGUCGUCGCGCUUAGUCUACCAGGAUAUGGCUUUUCUCAAGCGACGAGAAAGCAGGGUUUCAAAACAGGACAACAUGCCGAGGUUGCAAAUAAGCUAAUGAUAUCUCUUGAUUACGAUAAAUACGUCACACAAGGUGGGGACUGGGGGGCUAUUAUUACCCGGAAACUCUCCAGUAUCUAUGGUGGAGCACAUAGCCAAGCAUGGCACACGAAUAUGCCAAGAGUAAGGCCUCCGACCAUCUACGAACCUCUGUUGUAUCUUCGACACAUGCUUACUCCCUAUACGGAAACGGAAAAGGCAGGAUUGCAACGGACCAAGUGGUUUGAGACCCAGGGAAGAGGAUACCACAGCCAACAAUCGACUCAGCCUCAGACGAUAGGCUAUUCACUCGCCGAUUCACCCGUUGGGCUUCUCAGCUGGAUGUACGAAAAGUUAGUUAACUGGAGUGAUUCAUACCCUUGGGAUGACGAUGAAGUGCUGACCUGGGUAUCUGUGUACUGGUUUUCUAGGGAAGGUCCAGCCGCAUCUAUCAGACUCUACUAUGAGUAUGUUCAAUCUGAAGAUCGUGUGCUAACGAAGGAGCCUACUAUUCCCCUUGGCCUCUCAUAUUUCCCUAAGGAGUUGCGCUGUUAUCCCCGACUCUGGUCUCAGGUUGCAGGCAAUCUAAUGUUCGAGUCGGAGCAUACUAGCGGGGGACACUUUGCUGCCCAUGAGAAGCCAAAAGAAUUGGUGGAUGACUUGAGGAGGAUGUUCGGGAAGGAUGGUCCGGCGUUUGGCAUUGUUCCAGGAAGGACUGGGUACGUAGAACGCACAUAGGCCCGCCUCGGCCUACACUCCCAAGGAUCUUUGCAAGAUACCAGCCUGUGAGCGCCUCAAGUUUAGAAUGUGUAUAUUUGGAAAGAACUCCUGCGUUGUUGAACCAACUCCAGAUAUCAAGGGUACUUUCCUUCUCCGCAGUGUCUGAUGAUGCAAGGUCCAGCACCCCUGUAGCUUUGUUUUUUCUGACCCAAUGAAGACAGCAACAAUGGACGUAGUUCUGCAAAUAGUCGGCGAUGGAUUUCACCGUGAUGCCAUGCGAUGCUAGGACGGCCGCCGGUAUAAACGAAGUGCAAGGAAGCUGAAGGAGUGGAUCUCCAAAUGCAAGAUGCAAUGAUGUUUGUCGUUAUCUUGAAUUCGUGGCGUCGAAAAUGGUUAAACGUUGUGCGCGGAGAAUCAACACAUUACGGUGGUCGAAUGGCUGAAAAUCAAUGCGAGGGCAUCCCUAGAGGCGUUCCUUUAGUCAAAUACACACGCCGUCCCCCC
Messenger RNA from Guyanagaster necrorhizus, 2179 nucleotides. RefSeq names its product alpha/beta-hydrolase. The record is from RefSeq and is a predicted model, not a curated record. NCBI's taxonomy places the organism in Eukaryota, Fungi, Basidiomycota, Agaricomycetes, Agaricales, Physalacriaceae. Gene Ontology annotation, biological process: epoxide metabolic process. Bases 482 to 1693 code for a protein of 403 amino acids. The transcript has 8 exons. Gene Ontology annotation, molecular function: epoxide hydrolase activity.